GGCUGUAGAGGUACGAUUGUCAGCGGCUCAGAUAGCCCGGAUCACUUUCCAGAUGGUGGCGAAUUUGCAGCCCGGCGCCACAUUGGAAGACGCCCAAAAGUAUCUUGAGAAGUAUGAAAAGGCGGUGGGUCGAGAAGGACGCAAACAUGGAGGUUGGUUCAGUCGAAUCAGGGGUCCCACCUACUCUCUUCAUGAGAGUGCCCUGACUCAAGCAACCAUCGUGAAGGAGCCUCUGGCCAGGGCAGAGCUCGUUGCGGGAGUCAUUGAUUGUAUUUGUGAUGGCGGGAUCAUGGCUGCUCCUGGAUUUGACUGGAAGAGUCUCUACGCCGAGCUGAAAAGGGCCUUUCUGGAUCUUGCAGCAGAGGUCCAGCAAGGGCUGAGAGACAAGACCGAGACGCAGGACUUCAUUGAGUCCUUCCUGCAGCUGAUUGAGAACAAUAGCUGGAGCUACGUCACUGGUCCUCCGGAGCACAACUUCGCUGCAGAGGUCCUGGGCGAUUGGGCUGCGCUGUGCCAGGAGACCCGGAAGGAGCUGAACAGGGAGCUGACGAAGGAAGAAAGGAAGGCGCUGGAGCGGCAGAAAGUGCAGAAGGAAGUGGAUGCAGCUGAAGCUCAGCUGGUGGAGAGGAAGAAAGAGGUGGAAACUGCCAAGCAGAAGCUUAAGGAGUGCGAAGCUUCGGAGAAGACCGCGUUGGACCUUGUGAAGAAGGCUCGGGCCAAGCUCCCCAAAGCAUCCAAAAAGGCGACGCCCAAAACGAAGGCGAAGUCGAAGCCCAAAGCGGCCGGGAUGAAACGACCUGCGGCACCAAAGAAAGCACAGAAGAAGGUGAAGAUGACUGUGAUGAAGCGACCUUCAAAGGCUAAGGGAUGACCGACCUGCCCAAAGGUGGCAGAAUUCAUGGUUUUUUGGGCCAUGGAAGGUUAAUGAAUGUGGUGAAGGAGCCAUAGAACUUGCAGUGAGUU
Cladocopium goreaui is the source of this 963-nucleotide messenger RNA. The record is from the annotation of a GenBank genome assembly. NCBI's taxonomy places the organism in Eukaryota, Dinophyceae, Suessiales, Symbiodiniaceae.